GAUAAAAAGUAGUUGCAGGGACAUAUAAGAUCGACUGACUUGCUCGAGCCGCUACGCCUCUUUCACGAAGAGGCGCUUGUGUGCGUUUCCAUAUUCACCUGUCAUACUUAAGAGCUUCGACUCAAUGUCUGGCCCUAAUAAUGAUGGCUUGGAAGGGGAAUUUCCAAGGAAACGUCCUUGGACCGAAGCCGAGGACGAGGCGAUCGUCUACGCACACGCGGAAUUAGGCAACAAGUGGUCUCAAGUGUCCCGGCAUAUACCAGGAAGAACCGAGAAUGACAUAAAGAACAGGUGGCACUCCACGGUCCGUGGCCGCAACAUCACUCGCUCCUCGCCGCUGCUUCCCAUAUACGCACGCACCGUGGCGCCCCACUGCGAUGAACCCGAGGCGCGUCGUGCGGCGCUGCAGCACGCCCUGCAGCGCAAGCAGCAACUGCAGCAGCAGGAGGCGCUGACGCAGCAACAGCUGCAUGAGCAGCAGCAGGAGCAGCAGCAGGAGCAGCAGCAGGAGCAGCGGCUUGCAUCUGACUACUGUUGCCACAGCGGCGAGGGCAAUGCUGCUGCUGCCAUGACCGCCGCCGCCGCUGUGCUUGCUGCCGCCUCGGCUGCGGUGUCGUGCUCCGGCGCGUACGGCGGCACGACGCCGAACACAGCAGCGGCCGGCCUAGACGUCCCUCCUGACUUCCCUCCUGACUGCUGCCUUUCAUCAUCAGGCCAGCAGAUGCUGCUGCCCUGCGGUCCCACCGCCACCACCUCCGAUGCGGGCGCCGGCUGCGCGGCUAUGGCGGAUGGUGUUAGCGCCGCCAGCGAAAAUGGCGGCGGUGACUCCGUGGUUGCGGAAGACAGGAGCAGCAACGUAGCCCGCCGGUGGGCCGGCACGGCGGCAGGAGAUUCCGCCGCCGCCGCUGGAUCACGGCAGCGUGCCCGCACCGUCCCCGGAUUGCUGCCGCCAGCAGCGGCCGCGGCGUGUAAGGCGGCAGCUGCGCCCAACCCCAUGCCACCGCCGGCAGCGGCGGCCGCAGCCUCGCCACGGUCUCAUCAGUCGCUCUCAUCAGGCCUGGAUACGUUGGGUCCCGGCGGUUGUCCGGGAGGCAGCUACGGCAUUCAAGAUGUGCGCUGCCACCUGCAGCAGCUGCUGUGGCAGGCCAGCCAUAUGCUACUGGAUGCACCGGCCGCUGAGCUGAUGCCAGCAGCAGCAGUAGUGCAGCAGCCGCAGCAGCAGCUGCAGCAGCCGGCUAGUGCUGCUGCUGCAACCGCCAUGGCUGUGGCCACGUGGAGCCCCCUGACUUCCGCCGCGUCCGCCGCGUCCACAGCGCCUGCACCCUUCUGCGGUCUCAUCACAAGCAGCUCGUCGCAGCCGCACGUGCAGCUGCAGGCGCAGCCGCAUUCCUUUGAUGUGAGCGUGACCUCAGCAGCACACAGCAGCCGGCUUAGGCAGCUGGUGGCUUGCAGCGGCGGCUACCGUUCCACCCUGCCGCCGCGGACGGAGCACGGGCAUGAGGUACAGCAGCAGCAGCAGCAGCAUACGCCCAUGGCGCUGCACCACGCAGCUGCUGCGGCAGUUGCCAGCGCCAUCACCGGUCCCCAUCUGCCCCUCGCCUUCCACACGUACGCCCAGCAGCAGUGGCCCACACUUGCCGCUGCUGCGAACCUGAUGGCCAGCGCGCCGGCCCUGACCCCGGGCGGCGUCAUCGGGGCGGCCCCAGCCCCUACGACUGCCCCGGGUGUUGGUGUUGGUGUUGGUGGUGGUGGUGUUGGUGGUGUUGGCGGCGGCGGCGGCAUGCGCUUUGACGCUCUGGACGCGCUGCUGGACCAGAUCGACCGCAUGGACGCGGCGCUGCUGGCGGGCAUAGGGCCGGCGUCGGAGGCGGCGGCAGGCGAGCAGGGCGGACUGAUCGAUGACGCGGUGAUGGCAGAGCUGCUGGGGGCACAGCCCGCAGCAGAGCCGCAGCAGCAGGCGGCAGGGCCCGUGCUGUUUGUGGAUGUGGCUAUGCAGCAGCCGCCGGCGCCCGGGUCUGCUGAGUCAGCGGCGGGGGCCUGCGGCUGGCGGGCACACGGUCCGGGGCCACAGCAGGGGGCCGCACUGGUGGCGGCGCACACGUUGGGUGGCUUGCCCACCCGCCCGCACUCUGCCAUCUCCAUCCUCGGCGAUGGCGGCGGAGGGGGCUCCUCCCCAUCCUGCCUUGACAUCUUUGAAGCCACCGCCCGCCGCAGCCAGCUGCUGCCACCAGCUGCGCGGCCGCCGCUGCCGCCACUGCGCACUACAGCAGGCGUGGGCGGCGGUGGCGCGUCCGGCCGUGUGCCCUUCUACACCCCCAGCAACACGCCCUCCGCCGCCGCAGCUGCAUCAGCGCUUACCGGCACUUUCGGCGGUGGCCCUUACGGCAACAGCAGCACCGCAUGCUCCCCACUACUGCUGUUUGGCGCGCGCUGCAGCAACAGCACAGACCGGGACGCUGCUGCUGCUGCCGGCAUGAGCGCCUCACAACAGGGGGGCGGGCGCUCUCGCCUCGGACUGUUUAGGGUCGCCGGUGGUGCCAGCCAUUAUCAUAGCGAUACCAGCAGCAGCGCGCUACUGUGCCUUGGCGCGAGGCCGGCGGCGGCAGCCCUUGUGACCGAUGCGCACUGCACGCUGGGUCUGGGCGAGUUGGACGUGCAGCAGGUGCUGGCGGGGGUGGCGGGCUGCUGCGGGGGUGAUGAUGAGGACAUGAUGGAGCUGUGAGCAGGUGCAUGCACGGUGCAUGAGCUGCUGCAUCGCAGUUUCGAUAGUACCGGCAGCAGGUCCGUCCGUACCGUAGCCGUUGGCACCCAAAACGUGUUUCCUGGGGAGGGACCACCUGGUAUACCGUACUCUGCAUUUGACAAAUCAGCUCGGGGCCUUCCUUACAGUACCCUACCCGAUGUCAAUAAUAAUCGUCCAUCCUUUGCUCAAUGUGUUGCGUCCGGCGCGGAUCUCGCGAUCAGCAAUGAUGUCUUCAUUCACGCACUGUGUAGGAGGUAGGGUGGAGUGUUUCGGGAGUGUUCCGGGAAGUGGGCCUGGUGCAUCAUUGUCUAUCUGCUGAAAACCCUGAGAAACAGGAAAGUACCUUUCCAUAAGAACUUGCGGAAGCACUCCUCUUGCACGUCCUCGCGUAGUUCAGCUAUUUACGAGCAGUUUUUACACGGCUGCGCUGCACCUACUGUUGCAUGUGCUCUGUUCAUGUGGAUGGGUGUGCCAAACCCAUUCGGUCAAUGUGCGUCAACAUGCUACAAUGAAAUUUAGACUUUUUGGAUGCCAUGUAUGAACUACUCGUGUCCAUUUACAAUCUGCACUAAACUGUGCGUGCGCCGCGUGCUUGAGCUGCAGCUGCUGCUGCUGCUGCUGCUGCUGCUGCUGCUGCUGCUGCUGCUGCUGCUGCUGCUGCUGUUUGAGCACGUGUGGAUCGAUUGUGCGUUACACUGCGCAGUGUGUGCUCAUGCUCAUGGACAACUGCCGCACUGCCGACUGGAGACUGCAGUUAACAACACUGCACACUGGGCACGCGGGUGUCAAAUGCGCCCUGCAACUGCCAUGCAUGUGUGCUAAAUGAACUUCAUGGGAGGAUUGGCAGAGGUGGGUACAUGCUGAUGAGGUAAAGCUAGCGCUUUUUGAUUGCGAGUAUGGUUGAUUGUAUGCGUAGUCGGCCCGUGUCGGCCAGUGAUCGCAUGAGGGCCCUUUCUUAUUACUGUAGCGACGUGCUGACAAUGCAAUUGUACACGACCGCGCGGCCGGCAAGUCAGAGACACACAGGCACAUGUGACAUGUGUGUGCCUGCAUUAUUUCCCGCGCGUGCAUGUGCAUAUGCAUACGAGUGAGGGCACCUGGCUCCCGGCCUUGUCCUGGCAUUGAUGUGCAACUGCGGCGCCUCAGCAGGUUACACCGGUCUUUACUAGUGGGCGUUAUUGAUUGCCUGGCACGGGCCCGACUCCUGCCCACUGCCAACCCAAGCACUGUCGGCGGUGUGCAGCGCGUGCUGCAGCAGCAGCAGCAGCAGCACUGGGCUGUGGCCACUGACAGCCAGCUGAUGUGGGUGGGUGGCGUGGCAGCCAGGCGGCAUGUUGGUAGGGGCUGCCAACACUACCAGCAUGUAUGCACUUGUUUUAGGUGGGGUUAGGGUGCAGGGGUCGAGCCGUUCCAAGUGGUGGGUGGAGCGGCGGGGAGGAGAACGCCGUUGGCAACGGGAGGCCUGGCCUAUCUAGUCUGGCGGACUGUGCGGCGGACCAGAGAGGAGGGCGGCCUUGAUGUGACAGGGCUUGAAGGACGGGGGCCUGCGGAGCUCUGGGGGGGGGGGCACUUGGGCAGACACAGGCUCUACCGUUCACUCGUCUGCUAGGGCGGUUAUCUGAGACUCCUUGUACAUUUGUACCAGCCUUCCUGGGGCCGAACGUAUGGGCCUAGACUUGUUGAGGCAUUGAUGACUAGGUGUGAGGCCAGUUUUGCUCGAUUUCCCGAAAUCCAUGAGGAGGCCAGGAGAGGUGGCCCCAAUCCGCCAUGUGCCCAGACAAAGAGUGGCUUAUGCCUAGACAGCCUACUAGCUAGGCUUGACACCCAAGACUUGUUCCCGGGGAAGGACCGCCCCGCCAAGGACCUGGAGAAGAUGAAAAGGACGCGGUGAAUGUAUUUGCGUAAGUGUGUAAGGUAUGUGCGACUGUGCGUGGGCCGGAUUCAUACCCUGACGCCACGAGCGAGGCAUGUCACCGAACGUGUAUGGCGGGGUUGGUUCUAGUUCGGAGAUCCUGAAGUUACUGAGUUUACGGAGGCGGGGUGGGACUGGGCGGGCAUGAUCGCGCAGGUGGCUAGCGUUGCGCAAGGAUGCCGCAACUCCGAAUGACACGGACUGGGGGUUCCAGAUGCCACGGAUGUAACGAACGUUUACU
Messenger RNA from Chlamydomonas reinhardtii, 4896 nucleotides. RefSeq lists its product as uncharacterized. Gene Ontology annotation, molecular function: DNA-binding transcription factor activity, RNA polymerase II-specific; RNA polymerase II cis-regulatory region sequence-specific DNA binding. Gene Ontology annotation, cellular component: nucleus. The record is from RefSeq and is a predicted model, not a curated record. Gene Ontology annotation, biological process: regulation of DNA-templated transcription. The transcript is spliced from 4 exons. Lineage: Eukaryota; Viridiplantae; Chlorophyta; Chlorophyceae; Chlamydomonadales; Chlamydomonadaceae. Bases 125 to 2722 code for a protein of 865 amino acids.